Candoia aspera is the source of this 795-nucleotide messenger RNA. RefSeq names its product coiled-coil domain containing 124 (gene CCDC124). The transcript is spliced from 5 exons. Gene Ontology annotation, molecular function: transcription coactivator activity. The record is from RefSeq and is a predicted model, not a curated record. Gene Ontology annotation, cellular component: nucleus. Gene Ontology annotation, biological process: transcription by RNA polymerase II. Bases 35 to 697 code for a protein of 220 amino acids. NCBI's taxonomy places the organism in Eukaryota, Metazoa, Chordata, Lepidosauria, Squamata, Candoiidae.
GCGGCGGCGGCGGCAGGCGUGAGCACCCUGCGGGAUGCCCAAGAAGUUCCAAGGGGAAAAUACCAAGUCGGCCGCUGCCCGUGCGAGGAAGGCUGAGGCCAAGGCAGCGGCUGAUGCCAAGCGGCAGAAGGAACUGGAGGAUGCCUUCUGGAGGGACGAAGACAAGCACGUCAUGCGGAAGGAGCAGAGAAAGGAGGAGCGGGAGAAGCGUCGCCUGGAGCAGCUGGAGCGCAAGAAGGAGCUGCAGCGCUUGCUGGAGGAGGAGGAUGCCAAGCUGAAGGGCAAGGCGCCCAGGCCGCCUGGCCCCGGGAAGGUCACCCGGGCGCAGAUUGACGAGGCCCUCCGGAAGGAGCUCAAGGAGAAUGGAGACGCCCCCCCUGAGAAGUCGAAGAGCCACCUGGAGACGCCCCUGGAGGAGAACAUCAACCGUCGGAUCCUGGAGGAAGGCUCGGUGGAAGCCCGGACCAUCGAAGACGCGAUCGCGGUGCUCAGCGUGGCCGAGGACCUGGACCGGCACCCCGAGCGCAGGAUGAAGGCGGCCUUCUCUGCCUUCGAGGAGGUGAACCUCCCCCGCCUGAAGCAGGAGAACCCCAACAUGCGCCUCUCUCAGCUGAAGCAGCUGCUGAAGAAGGAGUGGAUGAAGGCCCCCGAGAACCCCAUGAACCAGCGGCAUGUGGCCUACAACAGCCAGAAAUGAGACCCGUGGCCCCCUCCCUCCCCCUGCCCCCCAUAGGCACCAGGGUCCCCCUCCCCCUGCAAGCAGGCACCAGGGCAGGGUUGCUGGCUGGGGGAAAU